AUGUCAAAAUUGAAAUGUUGUAUGUUGUCGUUGGUGGCGGUUUUGUGUAAUUUUAUCAGUAGCGUAUUUAAAGCGUAAAAUGAGUGAAUUAUCUUCAACAAACUUAUUUGAAUCGCAAACAAUUAUCGCCGAUCACAAAGACCUUAUCCAUGAUGUGGCCUACGACUUCUAUGGGGAAAGAAUGGCCACUUGUUCGAGUGAUCAGUACGUGAAGGUGUGGGACACAGAUGGCCAGGGUGGUUGGAGGCUGACUGCCAGCUGGAAGGCUCACCACGGCUCCGUGUGGAAGGUGACGUGGGCACACCCUGAGUUUGGGCAGGUCCUGGCCACUUGCUCCUUCGACAGAACUGCUGCUAUAUGGGAGGAAGUUGGAGACACAACUGCAUCAGGGUCAGAGAAGGGUCUGCGCACAUGGGUCAAGAGGUCCAACCUGGUUGACUCUAGGACCUCGGUCACUGAUGUCAAGUUUGGACCCAAACAUUUAGGACUACUGCUCGUCACAUGCUCUGCUGAUGGUAUAAUAAGAAUUUAUGAGGCACCAGAUGUAAUGAACCUAGCACAGUGGACUCUGCAACAUGAGAUCCCCACUAAAGUGUCAAUCAGCUGUCUAUCAUGGAAUCCUUCUUUAUCAAGAAGUAACUCCAACCCGCCCAUGCUAGCGGUGGGCAGUGAUGAGCCCAACAUUGCUAACGCAAUAGGCACACAGAGUGACAAGGUGGCUUGCAACGAAAAGGUCUUCAUUUAUGAGUACAGUGAAUCCUCCAGACGUUGGACAAGAACGGAGUGCCUCUCGUCAGUGGUAGAGCCGGUCAACGACCUGGCCUUCGCGCCGAACCUGGGCCGCUCCUUCCACCUGCUAGCUGUUGCCACCAAAGAUGUGAGGAUCAUCAAAAUUGAGCCAUUGCCUGAGUCCUCGAGUUCAACAAACGGUGGCAACGUACGAUUCAAGUCCGAAGUAAUGGCCGCCUUCGAGGAGCACUGCUCGUGCGUGUGGCGCGUCUCGUGGAACAUCACCGGCACGCUGCUCGCGUCCUCUGGCGACGACUGCUGCGUGCGGCUGUGGAAGAGUGAGUAUCGUGCAGUGCGCGGUGCGAGUCGCGAGUGAUGAGGAGCACCGCUCGUGCGUGUGGCGCGUCUCGUGGAACAUCACCGGCACGCUGCUCGCGUCCUCUGGCGACGACUGCUGCGUGCGGCUGUGGAAGAGUGAGUAUCGUGCAGUGCGCGGUGCGAGUCGCGAGUGAUGAGGAGCACCGCUCGUGCGUGUGGCGCGUCUCGUGGAACAUCACCGGCACGCUGCUCGCGUCCUCUAGCGACGACUGCUGCGUGCGGCUGUGGAAGAGUGAGUAUCGUGCAGUGCGCGGUGCGAGUCGCGAGUGAUGAGGAGCACCGCUCGUGCGUGUGGCGCGUCUCGUGGAACAUCACCGGCACGCUGCUCGCGUCCUCUGGCGACGACUGCUGCGUGCGGCUGUGGAAGAUGCAGUACAUGAACCAGUGGAAGUGCGUGGCGGUGUUCAAGAGCGAGGCGGCGGGCGGCGAGGCGGCGGCGCCGCAGCGCGCGCGCGCCACCUACACGCGGCUGGCGGCCAUGGCCAACCCCGCGCACAUGCCCUACCACUGACGCCGGCUUCACCGGUCGAACGCAACAGAAUGCAGAGAAAGUGUCAAAAUGUUUGUCAGCAUGGACUGAAUUGGGAAAUGUUUCCCAUUAAACUGUGGUGUGAUUAUUUACUCUUAAGUUAAUAUAAAUAAAUAAUUGAGCAAUGAAAGAGAGCUAUGUUUAUGAAUGCCGCUGUUAGCCGACAGUAUGUCUUUUUAGGAUUAGGAUUUAAACCCCGGAUCUCUUCAAAGUAAAGUGAACUUUAAAUAUUACUGAUUAGAUUCACUUCACAUUGAACAAAAUUGAGGUUUAAAUCUCUAUCCAUGUUUAUGUACGUAUAUAGACGCUUUUUAAUUACAGUAAGCAUUGUUUGCAGCUCAAUGUAUUUUAUUUCGUGGGUUGUUAUAUAAAUAGUUAGAGUCUUGAGCACAACGGAACAUUGUUGAACUCUGUUACAAUCACUAUCAAUUUCAAUCAUAAUGAUCGGUACCGUUGUGUCGGCUUAACUUGCUCACCGAGGCACGGGGUUGUUACACCACGGACUUGGUUAACAAUAUGCACUUUCCGUGCUCUCCACAAUCAUUUUAAUUAAUUAGUGUAAACGUGUUACUGAUUAAGUUAAUUUUUGUAAAAUAAUACUUUUGUUUAAAUAAAUAAUAUUUUCAUAAA
Molecule: messenger RNA, 2266 nt
Organism: Bicyclus anynana (squinting bush brown)
Lineage: Eukaryota; Metazoa; Arthropoda; Insecta; Lepidoptera; Nymphalidae
Gene: Nup44A
Product: nucleoporin SEH1
Exons: 9
Coding region: 80-1105 (341 amino acids)
Biological process (GO): cellular response to amino acid starvation; positive regulation of TORC1 signaling
Cellular component (GO): nuclear pore outer ring; Seh1-associated complex
Molecular function (GO): protein binding; structural molecule activity
Source: RefSeq, a predicted model, not a curated record